AUGGGGCUCUUAUCACAACCCUUUGUGCCAAAAUGCUCACUCUUCUUAAUUCUCUCUCUUUUUCUUACUCGGUGUGUUUCUUCUGUGAAGCAACCCUGUUUGUACUCUGAACGCUCUGCUUUGUUGCAGCUGAAAGAAAGCUUCAUUCUCAAAAAGUCUGCUUCUGGUCAUCCCAAGUUUGGUUCCUGGAAAGGUGAAGGAGAAGAUGGAGGGGAUUGCUGCUCCUGGGAUGGCGUUGAGUGUGACGACAGCACCGGUCACGUUACUGGACUUGAUCUCGGCAGCAGCUUCCUUCAUGGUUCCAUCCACUCCAACAACAGCCUCUUCCAACUCCAUCAUCUUAGAAAGCUCGACCUUUCGGACAAUGACUUCAAUGGCUCUAAAAUCCCUCUUGCAAUCGGGCGGCUUUCAAGGCUAUCUCAUCUGGACCUCUCUUUUUCUGAAUUUUCAGGUCAAAUUCCAUACGAGGUUCUAGAGCUUUCAAAGCUGGUCAUACUUGAUCUUUCCGGAAAUGAUCUAGAGCUCCGGAAACCAAGCUUGAAAAGUUUAGCCGAGAGGUUAAUCAACCUCAAGCAUCUUAAUCUUGACGGGGUAAAGGCAUCAUCAACCAUCCCACAAAGUUUGGCAAAUUUAUCAUCUUUGACAUAUCUCUCUCUCGAGUAUUGUGAACUGCAUGGUGAGUUCCCUGUUGAUGUUUUUCAACUGCCCAAUCUUCAAUAUCUUAGUGCAUGCGACAAUACGUUUCUUACGGGACGUUUACCAGAAUUUGCCAAAAAUACUUCUCUUGAGGGAUUGGGAGUUGCCCGUACAAGUUUCUCGGGUGAGCUACCAAAAUCAAUUGGGAAUCUCAAGUCAUUACGGGGAUUACAGCUUAGAGACUGCAACUUCUCUGGACCAAUCCCCACUUCCAUCGCUAACCUUACGCAGCUCACUUUCCUGGCACUAGGUCAAAAUGAGUUUAGCCCUACCACUUUGUCUUGGCUUGGGAAGCUAUCAAAACUAACCGCACUGGAAUUAGAUUCUACAAACUCAAAAGGUGAUGUCCUAUCUUCUCUAAAAAAUCUUACCAUGCUCAAUGAGUUGUUGGUUUCCCAAAAUCAGUUUUCAAGCAGAAUCCCGUCCUGGUUAGGAAAUCUUACUCGACUAGUCUAUAUAGACCUUGGUGUUAACGAACUUUGGGGUCCCCUUCCAACAUCAAUCUUUACUCUAGUGAAUCUCGAAGUUCUAGAUUUAGAGAUAAAUCAUAUAAGCGGUUCCUACAAUUUAGAAUCCUUUCUAAAUUUGAAAAAUGUCCGCCAUCUUCAAUUGGCUUCGAAUAAUUUUUCAUUGCUCACCUCAACCGUUACGAAUGUUAGUGUUCCGAAGUUAACAUAUCUAACAUUGGAUUCCUGCAACUUAUUAGAGUUUCCAAAUUUUCUUUCGAGUCAACAUGAACUGCAGUUCCUGUCUCUUGCUGAUAAUAAAAUCCAUGGGUUAAUCCCCAAAUGGUUAUGGGGCUUAUCUGCUGAAACUCUUGAAGUCUUAGAUUUAAGAGGAAACUUCCUUACAGGUUUUCACCAACCAAUUGUUGUUCCUCCAUGGACCAAUAUAAGAGAGUUGGAUCUUAGCUCUAACAAGCUACAGGGAUCCCUUCCUGUUCCACCCGCUUCCAUUGCCCAUUACUAUGCCUCAAACAACUUGUUGAAGGGGGAAAUCUCAUCGAUGAUAUGCAAUCUGCCUUCUAUAACUCUACUUGACAUAUCAAAUAUAGCUUGUGGCAUGCUUCCACCAUGUUUGGGCAAUCUAAGCAAUCACUUUCAGUACUAA
Messenger RNA from Hibiscus syriacus, 1806 nucleotides. RefSeq names its product receptor-like protein 7. Gene Ontology annotation, molecular function: protein binding. The coding region runs from base 1 to 1806 and encodes 601 amino acids. NCBI's taxonomy places the organism in Eukaryota, Viridiplantae, Streptophyta, Magnoliopsida, Malvales, Malvaceae. The record is from RefSeq and is a predicted model, not a curated record. The transcript has a single exon.